Messenger RNA from Drosophila nasuta, 825 nucleotides. RefSeq names its product Translocase inner membrane 17 (gene Tim17b2). Gene Ontology annotation, cellular component: TIM23 mitochondrial import inner membrane translocase complex. Gene Ontology annotation, molecular function: transmembrane protein transporter activity. Gene Ontology annotation, biological process: protein import into mitochondrial matrix. The record is from RefSeq and is a predicted model, not a curated record. Lineage: Eukaryota; Metazoa; Arthropoda; Insecta; Diptera; Drosophilidae. The transcript has a single exon. The coding region runs from base 202 to 738 and encodes 178 amino acids.
CAGACGAUUUAAGUGUCAUGUUACGAGCACGUUCUUCUUUCUCAAAUCUCUCAAAAUCAACAAACACAAUCAAUUGAAAAAUUAGUUUAAAUUGUUAAAUUUCGCAUUUCUGAUCGAGUUUUGGCCAUCAAACUUUAUACUCCCCUGCCCCCCCACCAUUCAACAUCUUUAGCUCAAGAGCAAGUAAUUACACAUUAGAAAAUGGAGGAGUAUUCGCGUGAACCUUGCCCCUAUCGCAUUGUCGAUGACUCGGGCGGGGCAUUCGCUAUGGGCUGUAUUGGCGGAGGCAUCUUUCAGGCGAUCAAGGGCUUCAGAAAUGCACCGCAAGGACUGAGUCGACGCCUCGUUGGGAGCUUGGCGGCUGUGAAGUCGCGAUCGCCGGUGAUCGCCGGCAAUUUUGCUGCUUGGGGCGGCAUGUUUAGCACCAUCGACUGCACGCUGGUGCAUUUCCGUAAGAAGGAGGAUCCAUGGAACUCGAUUAUCAGCGGUGCAGCCACUGGUGGCAUUCUGGCAGCACGCAACGGGCUCGCCUCGAUGGCUGGCAGUGCCAUCAUUGGUGGCAUAUUGCUCUCCCUCAUCGAGGGUGUUGGCAUUCUGCUCACCCGCAUCUCGGCCGAACAGUUUCGGAAUCCCGGGCCACCAACGGAUCCACAUGAUGCCAAUAUCAAUAUGAUGGAUACGGACUCGUCAGCCAGUGCCUUUGGCUUUACAACACGAACUCCCAAUGUUAACACCUAAAUUUGGCUAAAUUUAUUCCUAGUUUUCUUCGCUCUCAGCAAUCUAGUCAAUGGUGUAGUAAUAAUAUAUCGCUCUGGUCAAGUUUAA